Molecule: messenger RNA, 3076 nt
Organism: Prorocentrum cordatum
Lineage: Eukaryota; Dinophyceae; Prorocentrales; Prorocentraceae
Source: the annotation of a GenBank genome assembly
AAGCCAUUUGGGCUCAAGCAUGCCUUCUGACGAAGCCAGAACCUGCCUGAAGGCAAGAUAUUCACGGUGCGUGGGCAGAUGGUUGAAAAGGUUCCUCGUGGAUCCGAGCCAUCCGCACUUGGGUUCGUGGCUUACGGCUGGGGAAAUCGAUGGUGCAUGGUCAGUUCGAUGUGUUCUGUGCGAGCUCCACACGGGUGCUCCGACGAAGUUGGUGUCGACUGGGGUGUCGAGCACGCUGAGCGCUGGGAACUUGAGGCGGCAUGAGUUCAGCCAUAGGCACACGCAGGCCGUCCGAGCAUGCGUGAACGAAAAGGCCCAAACUCUAGCUGAACAGGCGCUGUCACGUGCACCGUCGGCGCAGGAAUUUGCGGACGUUCUCAAGCACCGCCAGAUGCUCAGGUCCAACCAGAGUGCUCUGAAGACCGAGAGCGGCGAACAACUGGGCCGCAAGAAGCUCGUCCGCAUGACAUUCGCUUUGGCCGAGGGCAAGCGAGCUCAGGAACGUGAGUUUAUGCUCGGUGCCCAGUACAUCGCCCUCCAUCAAGAUGGCAAGGGGCAGCGACUUUUGGUGAACUACGUCGCCACAAAUGCAGCUUUGGAAGUUCGGCACGGUGUACUAGGGCACGUGCAUCAUCUGACGAUGGGAAAAGGCCACAUUGGCAUCGUCCUUGGGGUAAAAGAGGUGCUCCGCAAUUUCUGCACAGAGAACUUCUUCGCGCCGGUGGCGGCGCAGCGGAGCGUCAAUGAAUCUCUCCUGGAGCACAUGCAGCAAAUCACCGUUGCGCUAGAUGCAGACGGUGCGUCAGACGAGCAGCUGGCCAUCAGGGUGUUGCAAUGCCAGUGGACACCCAACGCAAUGGUUUUCAAAGACCACACGCAUGCGUCCCGGCGUCUCCUUACGCGACCUUGGUCGUCAGAUGAAGUUUUGAAUGGGAUCAUGAAAAUGCGCGUAACCACAAAGAAGUGCGUGACGCAACUCAUUCAGCACAGUGAUCUGUUCCAAAAGUACUUCAGUGAGCUCAUCAAAGACUUGGACCCUGAAAACAACGUGGCCCCAUCGUCUUCGGAACGCAUCAAGGACCUCAAAUCGGCCAUGCACCGGUUCGAGACGCAUUUCGAGCCGAUCUCCCGCAUGGUUCUCUACUGGCCCGCCUAUUUUCUGACGGUGAAGCGCAUUGCCAUCGAGCGGCGAGGGAAGCCGGAGUCUGCGAAGGCCAUGGAGUUCAUGAACUGGGUGACAGAAGAACGGCUCGUUACCAUGGCAAUGAUGGCGGAUGCAGCCCAGCACGGAUUGGAAUUUGUACGAUUCUGGGAUUCCCCUGAUAUGGACCCAUCGACAAUCUCAAUGGAGAUUAGCGCGUUUGUUCAGAAAAUCAAGACGCUUUUUGUCCUGGGCAAGUGCACCCGGGUUGGGCACGCCUGCCACAUGUUGGAACUUCUGAAGAAACCUAUGCCAAUCGUGCGCCAGGCCAGUGGCAACCCGCUUCGAUCUAUUGGAGGCGUGGCCUUGCAGGGGGCCGCGGCGUCGGCCCUGCAGCGCAUGCAAUGCUGGGUAUCUUUGGCCAUCGAGGUGAUAAAAACAGAGUUCCCGGAUUCAGAGUUCUUACAAUGCUUCGCAAUAUUUUCUCUCACCCGGGGGGCUGAUCUUCGGCACUCGCUAGCGGAUGACAGCUGCUUUGCUUCGCACGCUCGCCGGCUGGCGCUGAAGGGCGGCAUGGACGUUCGGGCGUUCACUCAGCAGUUCGACGACGUCCACUCCCUGGCGCAGAGCAUAUACGCCACGACACCACGCAUGACUUGCUUGGAUGCGUGGCGCGAGGCCUUAGACAGGAAACGACGGCGAAGGGAUGUGCCGUACGAUUGCAUUUCACGAGGCCUGCAAAUGUACGCAGCUUUCCACGCGUGCACGACGAGCAAUACCGAACGGGCCCUGAGCACGCAGUGCAGCCUUCUGACUAAACAUCGGUCCAUGACCCCGCGCCUGGAGGCAGCCGAAUUGGCGCUGGCAGGACGCGGGCUUUACCGGGAGGCGAGCAUCAUUGAUGACGCGCGCCUCUUCUACGUGGCGAUGUUCGGUUCUGCUCGGAAGUCUUGCUGGGCGCGCUCUGACAAAGGAAAACUCCGCGGUUUUUCUGGCGGCACGUUGAAGGCCUGGCGCGCGAAGCAGCGCCGCAAGUUGGAAUCCAUGAUUCACGUGGACGGCGCCUGCGACCUCGAUUCCGUGAGGCUGCGCGCGAGGGAGCUGGGGGCGCAGCGGUGGACGCCCAAAAUGGAUCAGGAGUGCGAUCUGCAGCGCAAGCGCCGCAAGAUCGCUCACCUAGAGCGAGUGCUCGAGGGCACGGCUCUCCCGGAGGAGUGCGGGGCGGGGGACGCCGAGCUCGCGGAGGAACAUCGCAAGGGCACGCUGGAGAGCAGCAUUCGGUUGCACAAGGCCCACCUUCAGCUGAUUGAGAAGAUGGCGCCGGGGAAGCCGAUGAAUUUCCACGGAGUUCAGGCGUGGUUCCAUCCCGAUGUUCCUCGAAUGCAGCGAGAGCGUUUGCUCCAAUCGGACACGGGUCUCGUCGCCCAGGAGUCAGUUGCGAGGGCUGGCCUCGUCUUGGUCGCCAACAACCCCUUCAGGGUGCCAGAUUAUGUUCAGCUUGCCGCAGUGUUGAGUGGCGCCCGGAUCGCUUCACUUGAGUUUGUUCUUUCUCGGGGCGUGCGGGGCGCCUCGGUCAUCUUUCACAACUCAGGGUUGCGAAAAUCCAAUCGCAGCGUUUGGUUUUCUCGUAGGUUCGUCCGCAAACACCCAGGAUGCUUUGAAGUGUUAGCGGAUGUCUUGCAGCAGCCAGGCACUAAUUGGAGACUGCUCGAAAAGCGGGAAGCAUUCGUCCGGGCCACGCUUGCAAACGUCAACCGCCCGCGUAGACAGCAGCGGCCUUACCAAGUGCUGGCAUUUCUGACCAGGGCUGAGAAAAGGCAUGCGAACUUCUCGUUCAUUCAGGGUGCCUUCGAUUUGCCAAGCUUUUUCGCUUACAGCGAGCUGGGGUGUGAUGCCACGACGGGUGCGUGCCGGCGCUGAUUGGGGCGCUGCCGG